Aspergillus luchuensis is the source of this 1086-nucleotide messenger RNA. RefSeq lists its product as uncharacterized. The record is from RefSeq and is a predicted model, not a curated record. Bases 1 to 1086 code for a protein of 361 amino acids. The transcript has a single exon. Lineage: Eukaryota; Fungi; Ascomycota; Eurotiomycetes; Eurotiales; Aspergillaceae.
AUGGCAAAGUGCGAACACUCCUUUUUUCUGGAAGUAGCUGUCGGCCAGGCUGCACCACAGUUGGUAUACGGGUGCCGACUUGCUCGGCUGGUUGGUGAACUGUCUGAGCCGUCGACCCAGCUACCCCAAAUGAUCUUCUUCGCAGGCCGCCGACUGAAAAAUCAGGCACUAAGGCAGGUAUGCCACAGUAACUAUAGAGGCCACAGUCAUCAUCAGCGAUGUAUAAAUAUACGCACGGACAACCGUACAUUACGUUCCCUGCAGCCACGAUUCUUCGUAGAUUGUGACCCUAUCGGCGAUUUCACAUCACAAGAUUUUGGGAUACCAAGGAUCUGUCACCCAGAGAAGGUUUUUCCGCUCGACACGUCCUUCCAGGGACGUUACUUGCAGGAUCUCAUACUCUCACGUUUAAUCUUUCCGUUUAUCGACGUGCUCUGUAUCUUUGCUGAUGAUAUUGGUGGACUGGGGGCAGCCCGUAACUUACUCCUGGCCUGGGCGAAGAUCGGGUCUGCCUCUAGCCUAUCUCAUGCGGUAAGGCCCAGGGUGGUGAUCGUUGUUGGUGCCACCCAAAGCACCACGCAUGACAUCCUUGACGACGAGGAAUUUCUCCAUGAGCUGCUCGAAGCUGGGGAUGUCCCGUUCCUGGCGGCCUUUGGGGACGUUAGGAUAUCCCGUCUUCCACCUGAAGGUCUCUCGCCUGAGGCUCGCUUUCUAGGAUUGGCAGAGGAUAUUUCCAGGGGCCUUCGGGACAUGAGACGUAUUCGUGACCGCCACUAUGCUCUCUUCUCAGCAACACACCUGGAGUCAUUUUUCAGACUGGCCUUAGAGCAUGUAUCUGCAUCGCCACUCUCAUCAUUUAACUUUAUACGCGCGGCCCGGUACCAGAAUCCAUUGGACGGUGCAUUUACAUCUCAUAUCACCAACUUCCUCAAGUUGGGAAACAGAACACGAGCCCCCUAUGAUAUCAUGGCAUCUUACAUUGCGUCGGCCAUCUUAAUGGAUGCCUAUCCCACGGGAAUGCACCGUACGUUGGAUCUCUCUGAUAUUGUUUUGCAUCGUGUUGACAGCUGUAGACUUUUGUCCUAG